CCUUCACCCCAAAUUUCACCUUGUUUAGGUUUUAAAUGUUUUUAGUUGAAACACAAUUCUUGAUUCGUUCUAUUAAUUGUGUUUGGUUAAGUAAAGAAAUUAUUUCAUUUCUGAAUGCUGAAUGAAAAUUAAACAUGAAAUAAAUAAAGUGUCUUUUCUCUUUUUAUGCAUUGAAUGAGGCUUUUCCUGAUAAUAUGAUCCGUCAAGGAAGUAUUGAUGACAUCAAUGCACAGCAGUUCCUAAAAAUCUCUAAUUAUGAGGAUACAGUGAGACAGCUGGACAUAUACUAUGCUAUAGUUAAGAGACAACUACUAAGAUUUCAAAGUCCAAUAACUGGAUUAUUCCCAGUGUUGUCUUCUGAUCUGCACAUUGGCAGUGUAAGAGACAGUGUAUAUUGUGCAGCAGCAGUAUGGGGCUUAUAUCAAGCAUACAGGCGUAUUGAUGACGACAGAGGCAAGUCGCACGAACUUGGUCAGAGCACUGUAAAAUGCAUGCGCGGUAUACUCGAAUGCUGGAUAAAGCAAGCAUCCACAGUGGAGGCCUUCAAAACCCGACAAAGUGCAGCGCAUGCUCUACAUGUCAAAUUUCACCUCACUACAGGCGAGCCUGUGUUGAGUGAUGAACAGUACCACCACUUGCAGAUAGAUGUGAUAUCACUGUACCUGUUGUUCUUAGUUCAAAUGAUAACAUCUGGGCUUCAAAUUAUCUACACACAGGAUGAAGUUGCGUUUGUACAAAAUUUAGUGUACUAUGUAGAAAGAGCAUACCGGACCCCCGACUAUGGAAUGUGGGAGAGAGGCUCCAAGUACAAUGAUGGAAAACCAGAGAUCCAUGCCUCAUCCAUAGGUAUGGCCAAGGCGGCCUUAGAAGCCAUUAAUGGGUGCAAUCUGUUUGGCGAUAAGGGUGCGUCGUGGAGCGUUGUGUAUGUCGAUAUCGAUGCGCACAACCGAAACAGGAGCAUCUUCGAGACGAUGCUGCCUCGGGAGUCUAGUUCUAAGGGAGUGGACGCUGCACUUUUACCUACUAUAUCGUUCCCGGCGUUUGCUACACACGAAGAGCUACUCGUUCAGUUAACCAAGAAUAACAUCCUUAAUCGAUUGCAAGGAAAAUAUGGGUUUAAACGAUUUAGUCGAGAUGGCUACAAAUGUGUUUUAGAAGAUACUAAUAGAAGGUAUUACAAUGAAGGAGAGUUGAAAGAGUUCGACGGCAUGGAGUCGGAGUGGCCGCUGUUCUACGUGAUGAUGAUCAUCGAUGGCGUUUUCCGAACGCUGCCCGACCAAGUUGAGGAGUACCAGAAACUGCUCAAAUCUCGGAUCUAUAUGGACGAAUAUGGCGACCCGGUAAUCCCUUGGUACUACUACGUACCGCGCGAAGGAAUCGAGGCUGAACGGGCAGAACCUUAUUCUGUACGCAGAAUACCAGCCAACCAUCAAGGAGAAGGCGAUAAUAAAGACACAGGCGGGCUGUUCCUCUGGGCGCAGUCGCUUUUCGUGCUGGCGCAGUUACUGACGGGCGGACUACUGCAUGUUAACGAGUUGGACCCCAUCCGGCGAUAUCUGCCUUCGUACAACAGGCCAAGACGCGCCGGACGGUACUCCGCCUUCCAGGGUAUAGCAACUGACCUCGUCGUGCAAGUGGUUCUGAUCGCCGAGUCGAUGCGUUUGCAAGCCAUGAUGGGCACAUACGGGAUCCAGACGCAGACUCCUCACGAAGUUGAGCCUGUGCAGAUAUGCAGUUCCACGCAACUAGUCCAUGUGUACAGAGAGUUAGGCGUGUGCGGGAAGCUGAAACUGACUGGAAGACCCAUAAGACCUGUCGGUUCGCUUGGUACAAGUAAGAUCUAUAGAGUGUGUGGUAUGACGGUGUUGUGCUAUCCGUUGAUAUUCGAGGUAUCGGAAUUUUACCUGUAUCGAGAUAUGGCUUUGCUAAUCGACGAUAUUAAGACAGAAUUGCAAUUUGUUGGAAAAUAUUGGCGUCUGUCUGGUCGCCCAACAGUUUGUUUGUUGGUCCGUGAGGAGCACAUGCGUGACCCGCACUUCAAGCAGAUGCUGGACCUAUUCGCCAUGCUCAAGAAGGGCCAUUGCGACGGCGUCAAAGUACGCCUCGGUAGACUGCAGAAUUUGAUAUCCAGCUCUUGUAUUGAGCAUCUUGACUUUAUGAGUCAAGGCGAUUUCCCAUCGGAAAUGUUCACGCAGUUCAAGCAACUGCAGCACGACUACAUCGGCUACCAGUCGCUUACUGACGUCCCUCGAACCCUCACCUAUAAAGAAGAGGCCCUCGACUACGAGGCGUAUAAACACCGAUCUACACCCGAUGUUGUUUCCACUUUACGCACCACUACUAACAUAUUCGCGCAGUGUCAACUGUGGGGGAUACUGAUGCAGCGAGAAGGACCCAUGUAUGAGAUAAACGGGACGAGUGCUCUGGACGCUCUAAAGGGUCUGUACGGCAGUGCCGGCGUGCUACGGCAUUGGCGCGCUGUCCGCUACUGCUCGUCGCUUCUGAGCCACACCGUGGAUUCUAUAAGCCCUUUCAUCACCACAGUACUCGUCAGCGGCAAACAGCUGACUGUCGGCGUGAUCGGACGCAAAGAGACGGUGUUCGAUAAGCCCAUGACUCCCGGGGAGAUCCAAUCUGUGAUGUACUCAACCAUACAGCCAUACGACAUCAUUGGCGCUGUGCUGCAACAGGAGAUAGUUCUCUAUUGUGGCCGUCUAAUCGGAACCAAUCCAGAUAUGUUCCGCGGUAUUCUCAAAAUCCGCGUUGGUUGGGUGCUCGAGGCCAUCCGUAUAUAUUUAGAUCUUUUCCCGCAAGAGAAGCGAGCUGACGCCACAUUAGAGAGCUUGUCCCCAUACAAGCUCCGCACUUUGCUACAGAGAGUGCUUACUGUAUCCGACUGGGCUGAGGAAAAAGGAUUAACACCCUUAGAGCGACGUAGAUUAGAGGGCUGCCUGUGUCGUGUGCCAAAACAUUUUUAUAUGCAAGUUUGGGACAUUCUUUUGCGAACGCCUAAAGGAAUCGUUGUAGAGGGUCACGCAAUCCCCGCGCAACCAACGCUAGUGAACAUGUCGCGCUCGGAGUUAUCGUUCGCCCUACUAGUUGAAGAGGCACUAGUGCGUGUUCCUUCUGCUGAGAGACGUCAACUGUGUGUCGAGCUUUUGUGCGUACUGGCCACUAUACUGCGCCGCAACCCGGAGCUUUAUCUACAGCAGCCGUUGCACCUUGACAGACUUUUGGACGACGCGGAGCUCACGUAUGCUAAGGACAGUGGCGUGGCAGAGGCCGGUGCGCUGAGUGCGGCGAUGCCGGGCGUAUCGCUGGGGUACCUGGCGCGAGCGGUGGUCAACAGCGUGCUCCAAACUGCGGCCGCGCCGCAUUCGGAACGUGCGGCGCAUUCACACGACGCAUGCCUAGUCGGUUAGACUGAAGUCUAUAUACAUACCAGUCCAUUCACUAUAACUUGUCUUCUGUAUAAAAUCGGGGACAAGUAAUUAGUCAAUGGACUGUAGUCUUCAUUCACCCAACUUCUUAUACGCGUGGAUAUAUUUUAGGGAUGAAUAAAAAGUUAUAUUAUCCGAAUGGCGUUCAAAUCCGUAGCUAAGCUAAAGAGCAUGGUAUGCCGCAAAUAAUAAAGUUAAAGUUUAGUACUAAAGACAACAUUAUACGCUCGUGGAGUGAAUAUUGCGACCAGGUGCUUAGUCUGGGUACAUUAGCGCGGUAAUACUUAUUGGAAGCUGCGAAGUAUACAUGGGUUUUGUUUUUCAUAGUUUUUUUUACAAAUUGAUAUUAAUAAUACAAGAGGUAUUAUCAAUCUGCCAAUUAAAAAAAUCAUCUGGCAAAAUCAUGGAACAAUUGAAUCCUAUAUAAUUUUAUAUUAGUUUAUAAGAGUAUUUUAUUAUGACUAAAUCAUUGAUUACGUAUGCAUAAUUGUGUAUAUCGAUCUAGUAGGGAAGCAAUGUUGUAAUCGUUGUUAAAGAACUUUUAAUUAAACACUAUGAAAGAAAAAAAGACAGAUUUUAGAUAUUAUCGCUAUAAUCGCCCAUCGCCAUCCAUGUCAAUGAAUCUGUACUGAUAUUUUUUGUAAAUUAAAAGAAUAAUUUUAUAAAAGAUUUACUAUAUUAUAUUGUUAUGACUACAGUUCUCUGUAAGUUCCAAUUUCUUCUUACCUGUCUUAAAAUGUAAUGAAUGUAUUAAUAACUAUUUAUUAGAAAACUUCUAAAAAUAUUUAAAAAAUAAUAGAAAGAUACAUAGAUAAAUUGGUUCUUUCCUGUUUUUAACACAUACAUUGCACUAUAAAGUAUUGGAAAGAUUACAUUUUAAGACAUGUAAAACGAAAUGAAUUUUAAGUACACAUACCUAAAUCAAUGACAUGUAUUAUUUUUUUAUAAAAUAUUUAUAAUACUAGGUACCUGCAUACCUAUGUUUAUAUUUAACCAUCAUUAGAUAAGUAGUAA
Molecule: messenger RNA, 4454 nt
Organism: Pararge aegeria (speckled wood butterfly)
Lineage: Eukaryota; Metazoa; Arthropoda; Insecta; Lepidoptera; Nymphalidae
Product: probable phosphorylase b kinase regulatory subunit beta
Exons: 22
Coding region: 195-3422 (1075 amino acids)
Biological process (GO): glycogen metabolic process
Cellular component (GO): phosphorylase kinase complex
Molecular function (GO): calmodulin binding
Source: RefSeq, a predicted model, not a curated record